This is a messenger RNA of Carcharodon carcharias (great white shark), 3960 nucleotides long. Its product is annotated as membrane cofactor protein-like. The record is from RefSeq and is a predicted model, not a curated record. Bases 266 to 1864 code for a protein of 532 amino acids. Lineage: Eukaryota; Metazoa; Chordata; Chondrichthyes; Lamniformes; Lamnidae. The transcript has 15 exons.
UUCGGGAUGCGCGUGCGCAUGGACGGAGUUGAGCGGUCGCAGGGAAAGUUGGCGAAUUAACGGAAACUGGGCGCGGAGUUAAAAUAAGGGGCUGGAGAGCUUGGGACUGAAAUAUCGGCAAUUAAAACGAACUCGGGAAAAGCAGAAAUAAAUCGGGUUAGAGUCUGACGGUUCUCGGGAGGGAGCAUUCUAGAGCUUUCUUCAAAUUUCUGACCCCGGCGGAAAGAAAAUUUCCCCGAAUAUUAAAGGUCGAGAGAACUGGGAAAUGGCGGAGAGACUGAUCCUCGCUCUAAUGGCCAUCUGGGUGGCCCGGGUGACGGGUGACUGUAGCAAACCUCCACAUUUGGAAAAUGGCUCCCCAACUAAAAAAUUUACUCCCGAAACCUUGUUUGGUGUGGGUACCAAGGUUACUUAUAAGUGUGAUUUGGGUUACAUAUUCAAGAAGGGGCUGUUAAAGGAUUCAAGAUCUGUUACCUGCAAUGAAGAUUCAACAUGGACACCAUUACAGGCCAUUUGUGAACCAAGGAACUGUGGUAAUCCAGGAAAGAUACUGAAUGGAUAUUACAAAGUACCAUAUGCUACUUUUGGUAGUAUCGUUACUUUUUAUUGUGACACAGGGUACCAGAUGGUGGGUAGAAGCUUUCGAAUGUGUAAAGCUGAUGGUUGGGAUGGCCAAGUACCAACAUGUGAAGCCAUUACAUGUGGUGAUCUUCUACCUAUUAUGAAUGGGACAACUCCAUCACCACGCUAUGGAGAUCACUGGGAAUAUGGAAUGAUUGCUACGUAUUCUUGUAGUAAUGGCAAUUCAUUGAUUGGUGCAGAAAAACUUAUUUGUACAGAGACUGGAGAAUGGGAUAAUGACCCACCUACAUGCAAAGUCGUUGAAUGUCAACGUCCUGAACUGCCUGCAUACGGCAAAAUAGAGGAAGGAUUUGGACCUACAUACAAAUAUCGGGAGACGAUCAGCUACAUUUGUAAUGAAGGUUUUGAAAUGGUUGGCAAGAGUGUGAUUGAAUGUAAAGAAAACAAUAUGUUUGUACCAGCACCACCUACCUGCAAACCUGUUGAAUGUCAUCGCCCUGAAAUGCCUGCAAAUGGCAGAAUUGAGGCAGGAUUUGGACCUAGAUAUGGAUAUCAGGAGACAAUCAGCUAUGUUUGUAAUGAAGGUUUUGAAAUAGUUGGCAAGAGUGUGAUUGAAUGUAAAGAAGGCAAUAUGUUUAUACCAGGACCACCUACUUGCAAACCAAGAAAUUGUGAUAAUCCAGGAGAGAUAUUGAAUGGAUAUUAUGAGGCACCAAAUACUACUUUUGAAACUAAAGCUACUUUUUAUUGUAACACAGGAUACCGGAUGGUGGGUAGCAACUACCGGUUGUGUAAAGCUAAUGGUUGGGAUGGCCAGGUCCCAACAUGUAAAGUUGUUGAAUGUCAUCUUCCUGAACUGCCUGCCAAUGGCCGAAUAGAAUCAAGAUUCAGAUCUACAUACAAAUAUCAGGAGAACAUCAGCUACAUCUGUGAUGAAGGUUUUGAAAUGGUUGGCAAGAGUGUGAUUGAAUGUAAAGAAAACAAUACAUUUAUACCAGCGCCACCUACCUGUAGAAAAAAAAAAAAGCCUCUGAUUCGUAAAAUUGAAGAGAUCAAGCAGGAACCCCCUCCAACCAAUGAUGACGGAGAUGGCCUUGGAACUACAGGUAUUGUCAUCAGUUGUAUUAUUGGCAUUUGUGUUGGUAUUGGCGGGGCUGCUGGAUUGUCCUUUUAUAAUAAGAAAAGGCAGCGUAACAUCUGUAAGAAGGUUCACAUUAACCCUCAACCCAAUGAAAACCAAUCGGAGGUCAAUUUGAAUGAGUACCAUGAUCACCCAGUAUGAUCUUUAAUGAAGUCAAACUUAAUAUUAUAAAAGGUCAAAAUUCUGAACAGUCUUUAUUCUAGAUGUAAACAGCUGGCAAUGUUGUAUUUCAGUUAAGCCCAUAUCAGAGCAAAUGAACUGAAGCAUCUACCUUUUCUGUUUUAUUGCAAAGCAAACUUGAUGCAGCUCUCACUAUUUCAAACAGAAAAUGCUAGAAAUAUUUAGCAGCUUUGGCAACAUCUGUGAGAAAGAAACAGACGUAGCAUUUGCCAUUGACCUGAAACAUUAACUCUGUUACUCUCUCUGCAGAUGCUGCCAGAUCCACUGAAUGUUUCCAGUAAUUUCUUGUUUUAUUUCAGAUUUCUAGCAUCUUCAGAGUUUGCUUUUGUUUCACUAAUUUCGUUUAUCAAGGAUUAGUUUUCUUUUCAUAUUUUCUAUCAUUUUAGGCAAUUGCACUUUAUGUUAAUUUAGUUUUCUUUUUUGAUGCCAGUGCAGUCAGUGUUGUUCUAUAAAAAUGUCCACCGUGAGCUGUGAUUUAGAUUUGAACACUUUGUUUUUUAAAAAAAUCACAAUGAUUCUGAUUGUUUAUUCAAAUUUAUUUGUUUAAAUGUAUUUGUAUCACAUUGCUGGGAGUUGCAUUUUCGGCAUUGUGAUUAAUCCACAAGUGAGUUACUGUCACCUUUAUUUAGACUUUUGUGUGAAUUACUGAUUGGUGUGUUGAGAGAUUUAUUUUUAGUAACUUACCGUUAACUCCUUAAACAGCAAAGUAAGAUAUUUGAUUAAACUAAGCUUGAUAUUGACUUUUCUUCAAAUUUCUAUUAGAAUAUGGUACCUGUGGAGCUUCUUGAAAACAAGCAUUGAUACCUUAAUUGAAUACAGAGGAAAGGACUUUCCUCAAGUUUUAAAAUAAAUUCUUAAUUUUUUGUCACUUUAUAUGUAAUGUGUAAUCUAAAGGGAAAUUGCUUUCUUUGCCAUAUUUUUUUUAUUCAUUCAUGGGUUGUGGGUGUCGUUGGCUAGGCCAGCGUUUAUUGUCCAUCCCUAAUUGCUGUUGAUGUUUCAAUGCCUCCUGCCCCUCCCCAUUGAAGCAUACUUUUAAAAUUAGAUGCAUGGGUGUAUUUUCCAAUGAAUAAUUUGAGGAUAAGAUUACUCAUUAUAAAAAGAAUUGUUUGUUUUGUUGAAAAGUUAAUUGUGCAUUAAUAUGUACUUUUAAACAUCAGAUUUUAAGCUGAAUCAAACUGUUUUUACCCUGUAGUGUUCUUUUGGUGGUCUUGAGUCACUGUUCAAGUCUUGAUCAGAUCAGUCUUUGUACAUUAUUUUGUUAUGUUAGAAAUUUGAAGAUGAUCCGUUCAUUUAAAUGCCUGUUCUUGUGUCUGAAAUAUUUUCUGACCAUAAAUAUGGUGGAAUUUUUUAAUCUUGCAUCCUGAACCAGUUAUAUAUCACAAAAUUUAGAGCAAUAUUCUAUUUCCAUUCCAAUAUCAAAGAUAUAAUACAAAGCUAUCAAAAGUAACAGUAUUGCAUUCGAUAAUAGUACAUUGUCUUUUUAAAAUUGUUAAAAUUGUGCCUUCACUAUACCCUGCACGCCAAAUCUAUUUUGCAGCAACUCAAUAUGUACAGUUAAAGGCAAAUUAUCAGAAAUAAAUGCAAUGGCAAAAUGUGCAAUUGAAUUCAAUAAAUCUGCUAAUUCAUACCCUAACGUUAGAAUAUGACCAUGAAAGCUGCUAUAUUGUUCAUUUAAAAAAAACAAUUGGCCUACUAAUGUCAUUCAAGAAGGGGAAUCUGCCGCCUUACUUGGACUAUCUUAUACAUAAAUCCAAUACGAUUCUUAAUGCCUUCUGAAGUGGACUCUCAGACUAUUCAGUUGUGAUACAGUUUGCUUCAAGUUGGCAGUUCACCAUUACUUUCACAGAGUUACUAAGCAUAAGUAAGAAAUACCAUAUUGUCACUGUUGUCCACGUGUCAAGAACAAACAGUUUUUAAAACACUUAAGGUCAACAUUGCUUAGUUGUAAAGAAAUAAAUUAGUCUUGGUGUAACCGAGUGUGACUAUUACAUCAGUGAAUGGAACCAGUUUCAAAAUGGCUAACUUGAAAGAGGGAAAUAAAAGAAUAUCAAUUUUAA